CGCCCUCUCUCGACAUAGCUCACAAUGGCCUCUCCAAAGCAGUUCUAUAUUCCUGACCUUCUUGCUAUCUCUCCGUUUGAAGGAUCUACCAACCCUCACUACGAGAAGGCUGCUGCGGAGUCUUCUCUCUGGGUUGGCAGCUACAAGCUAUUCACCAACCGAAAGCGCCUCUUCUUUGUGCUCGGGAGUAAUGAACUUCUGGUCUCGCAUGCCUACCCUUAUGCUGGCUACGAGCAGUUCAGAACCUGCUGUGAUCUGGUCAAUCUACUAUUCGUGAUUGACGAGGUCAGCGACGAACAGUCAGGCGAUGAAGCAUUGCAGACAGGCCUGUCUGUCCUGCGCGUCUUCAAAGAUCCCAAGUGGGACGACGGCUCGACCCUCGCUAAGAUGGCCAGAGAGUUCCGCGGUCGACUGGGCAAUGGCGCAGGCCCGGGCUGCCUCCGCCGAUUCAUCAAGCGGUUCGAGGAGUAUGUAUACGCUGUCGCCCAAGAAGCAGAGCUACGAGCGCAGAAGGAAGUGCUCACCUUGGCUACGUAUAUCCCGUUGCGUCGGGAGAAUAGCGCAGUCCGAGUGUGCUUUGCCUUACUGGAAUACGUCUUCGGUGUUGACCUGCCUGACGAGGUCUUUGAGGAUCCGAUUUUCAUGGACAUGUAUUUUGCCGCUGUAGACUCGGUCUGCUGGUCCAACGAUCUCUAUUCUUAUAACAUGGAGCAAGCAAAGGGACACACCGGCAAUAAUGUCAUGACCGUGCUCAUGAAGGAGAAGAAUUGUUCCCUUCAAGAAGCCGCCGAUUAUAUCGGACUACACUUCCAACAGUUGGUCGAUACAUUUGUGACGAAUAAGAGGAAACUGCGGUCACGGGGGCCGUCUGACGACGCGGACAUCGCCAAGCAUAUCAUGGGGAUGGAGAACUGGAUGAUAGGUAACCUCGAAUGGAGUCUGGAGACCCAGAGGUACUUCGGCGCCGAGGUAUCAAAGGUCAAGAGAACACGCCUUGUCGUCCUCCGUCCCCGGGAAGAGGAACAUGAUGACCAGUAAAUACAGUGGUGUUAUCUUGUCAUACAUCAAGUGAUCCACUUCAGAUGCAGACCCAAGGUCCAGAGGUUUAUUUCUUGGAUUACCAGUGUAGACGGCUCGCACUUCUUUUGAUAUCAUAUACUACCUGGUUCUUCCCAACGUUCUGG
Gloeophyllum trabeum ATCC 11539 is the source of this 1184-nucleotide messenger RNA. Its product is annotated as terpenoid synthase. NCBI's taxonomy places the organism in Eukaryota, Fungi, Basidiomycota, Agaricomycetes, Gloeophyllales, Gloeophyllaceae. The record is from RefSeq and is a predicted model, not a curated record. Bases 25 to 1038 code for a protein of 337 amino acids. The transcript is spliced from 4 exons.